AUGGCCAGAGACAAUGAUCCUUUGAGCCUCAUGCCUUGUCCUGCUAGGCACCAUCUGCGGAUUGGACAUUCUUUUGGGUUUUCCCUUCCCAUUUUUUGUCUGCACUAUUUAAUUUGCUAUUACUUUCUGUCAUGUGCUGCAGCAGCAGGGGUGUCAGGCAAGGAACGUGACUAUGGGGUUGGUCCCAAAUUUGUUUGUACUCCCAUUCCUCCAGAAGCAGACCCCAGCUGCUACCCACCACCCACUGUGGCCCAUGGACCAAGCAGUAACAGCCAGAUUAACGAUAACGGUGGUGGCAACCAUCGGACCUUAAUGUCUGAUGAGGCUCAAACUACUAUUCUGCACCUGCGGGAGAGCCUUGUGAGGCAGAAGGAAACCAUCCUGGAUCAAAGGGAGACCAUCAGGGAGCUUACAGCCAAGCUCACGUUGUGUGAAGGCUAUGGGGGUCACCAUAGCAUUAGUCACCAUGACAAAUACAGUCAUCAUGGCACCCACCACAGCAACCAUCCUGACAGCCAUUACAGUCACCAUGAUGAUCACCAUGGCCAUCAUGGUAGCAACCAUGGUAGCCAUCAUGACAGCUAUCAUGGCAACCAUCAUGGCAGCCAUCAUGGCAGCCAUCAUAGCAGCCAUCACAACAGCCCUCAUGGCUUUCAUCACGACAUCCAUCAUGGCAGCCAUCAUGGCAGCCUUCACGACAACCAUCAUGGUUCAUCACUGUUGCACCAUGGGACCUCAGCACAUCAUGGCAGUGACCUCCACCACUCCCACAGCAGUCAUGGGACAGAACUGGAACAACCAAAAGGGUCAUACAGCAAGCUCAGCUCUAUUUCUGCUGAACAGACUGGAAAGACACUGCAGACAUUGAAAGAAAGGCUGGAAAACUUGCAGGCCAGGAACUCCUCCAGUUCCUACUCAAGCUCCCUGAGAGAACUCCUUCAGAGGAAGAUCAGUUCUUUAGAAGAGCAGCUACAGAGUUACUACAGAGACCAACAUGAGUCUGGUCAUCAUAACGACCACCAUGGAAAGCCCCACGUUGAUUAUCAUGACAGCAACCACAACAGCAGCCUCCACAAUGGACAUAUGUAUAAUCACCAUGAUGGCCACCAUGGUACUGGCCAUCCUCAUGGCCAUCAUGAUGACCACUAUAACACCGACCAUCCUCAUGGCCACCAUUUUGAGCACCAUGGCGCAGGUCACCAUGAAGACCACCACAACAGCCAUCAUGGUAAACACCAUGGUAGCCACCCAUACAGCCAUCACAGCAGUCAUUAUGGCAAUCACCAUCAUGACCACAACUAUGACUGGCACCGUGGCCAGCAUUAUGGUCACUAUGACAACCAUCAUAACAGUCACCAUAAUGGCCAUCACACGGACCAUCACAAUAACCACCAUGGUAGCAGUCACCAUGAUGCUCACAAUAAUUAUCACCAUGGGCACUAUGCCAAACACCAUGAUAGCCAUCAUGGAGACCAUCAUGGACCUAGCCACUAUGGAAAUGACCACCAUGGGGAUGACCAUGGAAACAACCCCCAUGUAAAUGAUCACCAUUCUGACGAUGAUCAUCCACAACAUCUUCCUUUCACUGGAGACAAGGAGACAAGUUUACAGGGAACCAAUCACAGCAAACUGGAAACAGUUCUCAGCCAACUACACCACAGCAAUGAACAAGUCUUAACAGGAAACAAUAAGAAACUUAAGCGCCCCAGUGCUUUCCUGCUGGAUUUUCCCAUGAGAACCAAUUACAUGUACGCCAGGAUGAAGCGAUCAGUGGUCAGUGAGAUCUUCGCCCUUACCAUCUGUCUGUGGCUAAAGCCUAGGGAAGGUCCUGGCCUUGGCACACCCAUCUCCUAUGCUGUGCCUGGGCAAGCUAAUGAGCUGGUGCUUAUGGAAUGGGGUAGUAACCCCAUGGAGCUGCUUAUAAACGAUAAGGCGGUGACGUUGCCAAUAAAUGUAAUGGAUGGAAAGUGGCAUCAUGUGUGUGUGACAUGGUCAACAAGGGAUGGAGUUUGGGAGGCCUACCAGGAUGGCGUGAAGAAAGGUGCCGGGCAGAAUCUGUCAGCCUGGCACCCGAUACAACCAGGAGGGAUCUUUAUCUUGGGUCAGGAGCAGGAUACGAUGGGGGGCCGCUUCGACGUCACUCAAUCUUUCACGGGAGAGUUAUCGGAUCUCCAGUUCUGGUCCAGAGUCCUGACAGCCAACGAGAUCCACACCCAGGCAACCUGCGGGGGUCACUUUGUCGGUGACGUCAUGUCGUGGUCUGAAGAAUACGUAGAGGUCCACGGAGGGCUCACUGAGCUUCCUUUUGACCCUUGCCACUAAAAGCAAACACUGAACCCCUCACAAGCAGAGCUGUGGGGUCAUCUGACUAAACACGUGUCAAAAACAGA
Messenger RNA from Nematolebias whitei (Rio pearlfish), 2390 nucleotides. RefSeq names its product filaggrin-2-like. Lineage: Eukaryota; Metazoa; Chordata; Actinopteri; Cyprinodontiformes; Rivulidae. The transcript is spliced from 5 exons. The record is from RefSeq and is a predicted model, not a curated record. The coding region runs from base 1 to 2322 and encodes 773 amino acids.